Molecule: messenger RNA, 1074 nt
Organism: Coffea eugenioides
Lineage: Eukaryota; Viridiplantae; Streptophyta; Magnoliopsida; Gentianales; Rubiaceae
Product: ATP-dependent DNA helicase PIF1-like
Exons: 1
Coding region: 1-1074 (357 amino acids)
Biological process (GO): telomere maintenance; DNA repair
Molecular function (GO): DNA helicase activity
Source: RefSeq, a predicted model, not a curated record
AUGGCAAAAAAAUAUGCAAUUGAAUCCUUUGACAGAGUACUUAGAGAUUUGCUGAAUUCUGAUCAAAUAUUUGGUGGAAAACUCAUUGUUUUCGGUGGAAAUUUUCAACAGACUUUACCAAUCGUCCACAAAGAUCAAAGAGAAGAUUACAUUUCUGCAUCUCUCAUCAACUCAUAUAUUUGGCCACACCUCCAAAAGAUUCGAUUGACUGAAAAUAUGAGAGCAUUUCUCGAUCCAUCAUUCUCAGAUUUUCUGCUUAAUAUUGGAAAUGGCACACAAGCAACCAUUGCAGAUGACAAGAUACAAUUGCCUUCUUCUAUGAUUGUCUCUUUCAUUAAUGAUGAUCAACAAUCCUUGCACAUUCUGAUAGACACUGUUUAUCCAUCUCUAUCUAGCUUUUGCCCUCAGAAUUCAACUCUCAUUAACAGAGCCAUUCUCAGUACAACAAAUGAUAUUGUGCACGAAAUCAAUCAAAUUUUGAUUCAGAAGUUCCCUGGAGAAGAAAUCAAAUAUAUCAGUUUCGAUGAGACAAUAGAUCCAACAAAACAAGCUGAUCACGGUGACUUUUUAAAUACUAUCCACCCCCCAGGAUUACCUCCGCAUUUGUUGAUUUUGAAACCAAAUUGCCCAGUUAUUCUCCUAAGAAAUCUGAAUCCAGCACAAGGACUAUGCAAUGGAACCCACAUGAUAUGCUUAAAUUUUAACAAAAACAUCAUACAUGCACAGAUUUCGGUUGGAAUUCAUUCUGGUAAACAGGUUUUCAUUCCUCGCAUUCCAUUGCACAGUUCUAAUGAUGAGUCAUAUCCAAUACCUUUCAAGCGUACUCAGUUCCCAAUUUCAUUAUGUUUUGCCAUGACAAUUAAUAAAUCACAGGGACAAACACUUGAUUUUGUAGGAUUAUAUUUGAAAGAACCAGUAUUUUCACAUGGCCAAUUAUAUGUUGCAUUAUCAAGGGCCAGAACUGCUAAUGAUGUUAAAAUUUUACUCAGAUGCAUUGCUUCUGAUUCUUUGUCCAGUAAUUGUACUCGAAAUGUAGUGUAUCAAGAAAUUUUAGCAGCUGCAGCUGAAGAUUAA